This is a messenger RNA of Aedes albopictus (Asian tiger mosquito), 417 nucleotides long. RefSeq lists its product as uncharacterized. The record is from RefSeq and is a predicted model, not a curated record. Bases 1 to 417 code for a protein of 138 amino acids. Lineage: Eukaryota; Metazoa; Arthropoda; Insecta; Diptera; Culicidae. The transcript has a single exon.
AUGAAACUGGCCAUUCUCUGUCUGCUGCUAGUCAGUGCCGUUCUGGUCCACAGCCAGGACCCAACGGAUCCAACCACAACCGUACAAGACACCACUCCGGCCCCAGUGGAGUCCACAACACCUGCCGAAGAAGUUGAAUCCACGACUGUUGAACCAGAAGAAUCUACCACUUCUGCUGAGGAAGAAUCGGAAACGACAACAGCUGAUCCAGAGCCAUCAACGACGACGACAACGAAAAGACCACCAAAGCCUCCACAUCACAAGCCACCGCACCAUCAUCAUCCGAAGCCACCUCAUGGACAUGGACACGGGCAUGGUCACCACGUGGGACAUCCGAGACCACCUCACUAUGGACGACCUCGUCCACCGUUUGCCAUCUCCGAUGUGCUCAUUGAAGCUACUGGCGAAGAGAAUUAG